UCCAGGUUUUAAGGCACAGAGAGACACUCCUCAUCUGUGUCAAAGUGCACUGCUGUUGUGAAUAAAAAAAAAACUAUGUUGAGCGAUGCUCAAAUUUUCUUUUAUGAGGGUUUUGCAAAAACAUGAUCAGAAAUGCUUUUGAUGUGUAUGGAUCGCUAAAGGACAUGUUUCAGUUGUGGGAAUGGGAGUUCCUCCGUAUAAGGCGGGAAUGUUUUACCUCUCAACCUCUCAGACAAGCUCAGGCUCCAUGAUCCAAAAGUGAAGUUCAAUGACCAGGGUUUGGCCGGCGAGGCAGUCUCUUUCGGCUGCCCUCCAAACCACAUUGCAGCGUCCUCUUCUGAGCUCUCCUGCAGGUGAUCGGCCCACUGGAGAUUUAGAAAUAAUAGUAAAGAAUAACUGGACAGCCGCACUUAACUUGCUACUACGAACUCUAUUAUUUAGCUGCGGUGUCACAUUCUCUGGGUGCAUUAGUGUCUUUUCCCUUUAGGCACGCAUGCUGUGUACGCUUAGUGUAUUUCUAAUGUGCAUUUUCAGCGGAUAAAAAGACUAAAUGGGUCUCAAUCCGGCAACAAUGUCAUCAGACAGUCUGCAGGAAAUUAGCAAAUGAGGUAAUAAAGCAUCUUUUAUGACUAUGGAAAGACCUAAAGAGAAAAGUGAAUGUGUCAGCUGCAGGUUAAGUCAGUGAGAGUUGCAGGCGGGAUCGGGAGUGGAGGCAUGGGCUGCUAGUGCCUCACCUUCCACUUUCCCCUGUGCUCCAACAGGAGAUUUGUAAAUUAAUUACUUUUUUUAUUUCUACCAAAAUAACGUUUAAAAUCCACACAAAAUUAUAAAUUCUAUACAAUUCUAGAAUAGACAUGUCUAAGAAUGAUCAUUUAAUUAUUAUUUUUUUAUUUUAAAAAAGUUUUUUAUUAAAAAAAAAAAUCAGGUAUAUAAUGUAAAUGUUUUAUGAAAAAUAUUUUACAUGUCACUGCCCCAUAACAUGUUUUACUGUGAGCUUUGAAGCUAAUGAAAUACUGUUUUCUUUAACUGAUUUGGUUUUUCACUGCUUAAUUUUGUUGCACAGAAGCCCAUUGCAUUUUCUUCUAUAUCUUCUUCAUUGAUUUGGAAGCAAAAUCCCUUUUCUCACGAUCAUUUUAUUGCAUGUAUAUUUCAAGUACACCUUCAGAAUGAAAAAAACCUAGAUAUUAAAUUGAAAAAACUCCUCUGGAUCAGUACAUUCAACAGAACUGAGAGACCAAAUGUACAGAUUUAGAACCAGCAUGGAUGUCUCUUGGGUUGUAUCUGGUUCUGCACUGAAAUCAUGAGGAAACUGGGUUGUUUAUGUCUCACAUUGCUGUUGUCAGGCAGCUAACUGACAUAAGAGGAAAAACAAAAAUCCCUAAAGAAAAGCAGGAAGACAUCUAAUGAGGCUCCUGGACCCGGGGGUGGGGGGUGGGACCGAGCUGCUCAGGUGCAUCGCUGCUCAACAACAGACUUGAAAGCAGCAGCAGUUGUCUGGUUCUGUUUUUUUCUGUUGGACUUAAUGGACAGAAGAAGGACAGAUUUGGCUGGACGUUUGGAACUGUGACCGUUUGCUUUUCAAGUUCAGCUGCAGAUUUCAGGAUUUAGGGUAAGAUGGGCUGCCUGGGAGGAAAGACGGAUGAAGAACGCCUUGAUGAGAAAGCAAAACGGGAGGCCAACAAGAAGAUUGAGAGGCAGCUACAGAAGGAGAGGCAGGCCUACAAGGCCACCCACCGCCUGCUGCUGUUAGGUGCAGGAGAGUCUGGUAAAAGCACCAUUGUAAAGCAGAUGAGGAUUCUUCAUGUAGAUGGAUUCAAUGCUGAAGAAAAGCAGCAAAAGAUUCAAGACAUCAGAAAAAAUAUAAAGGACGCUAUUGUGACCAUUGUAUCAGCAAUGAGCAUGCUGACUCCACCCAUUCCUCUUGGUGACCCUGGCAAUCAAUUCCGAUUGGACUACAUAAAGAGCAUCGCUCCACUGUCAGACUUUGAAUACACAGAGGACUUCUUUGAGCAUGCUCAGAAGCUGUGGGAGGAUGAUGGCGUGAAGGCCUGCUUCGAGCGUUCCAAUGAAUAUCAGCUGAUUGACUGCGCUCAGUAUUUCCUGGACAGGUUAGAGUGCAUCAGGAGGUCUGACUACACACCCACUGACCAGGAUUUGCUGCGCUGCAGAGUUUUGACCUCAGGAAUCUUUGAGACCAGAUUCCAGGUGGACAAAGUCAACUUCCACAUGUUUGAUGUCGGGGGUCAGAGGGAUGAGCGUAGAAAGUGGAUCCAGUGUUUUAAUGAUGUAACUGCAAUCAUCUUCGUGGCAGCCAGUAGCAGCUACAACAUGGUGAUCAGAGAGGACAACUCCACCAACCGCCUCAGAGAGUCACUUGACCUUUUCAGAUCGAUUUGGACCAACAGAUUUCUGAAGACCAUCUCGGUGAUCCUGUUCCUAAAUAAACAGGACAUGUUGGCAGACAAGAUUCUAGCUGGAAAAUCAAAACUGGAGGAUUAUUUUCCGGAAUAUAAAAACUAUCAGGUCCCAGCAGAUGGUGUUCCAGAUGCUGCUGAAGAUCCUCAGGUCACUCGAGCAAAGUUCUUCAUCAGGGAUGAGUUUCUGAGAAUCAGCACAGCCAGUGGUGAUGGCAAGCAUUACUGCUACCCGCACUUCACCUGCGCUGUGGACACCGAGAACAUUCGUCGUGUCUUCAAUGACUGCCGUGACAUAAUCCAGAGGAUGCACUUACGGCAGUAUGAGCUGCUCUGAUUGGCUGCUGCAUGUAGAGGCUGUAGCAAAACUCGUGGUAUGUAAUCGGAGGUAAUAGGUAAUCAUUGCAGGUAGAUUUUCCCGUUCCUGAUGUGAUCAGUUACAUUUAUAAAUUUGGGACACGUUUAAACAGGAGGGUUAAUAGUUUAUUUUGUGCAAGGCAAAGUUGAGUGUGGUCCUUGUGUUCCCAUGGCAACACAUUGAUAUGUGAGACCUUUUAGAAGAGGCCGCAGUCUGUCCUUUGUGUUUGCCUCAGCUAUGUUCUGGUUUAGUUUUCAUGUGUCAGUUUGCAGUUGCCCUCUAAAUGGGAUAGAAAAGGUGUUUUAAUUACUUACAUGGUUCUGCAACAGUCCUAUUAAAGUCAUUUGCUCAGA
Molecule: messenger RNA, 3125 nt
Organism: Oryzias melastigma (Indian medaka)
Lineage: Eukaryota; Metazoa; Chordata; Actinopteri; Beloniformes; Adrianichthyidae
Product: guanine nucleotide-binding protein G(olf) subunit alpha-like
Exons: 13
Coding region: 1615-2751 (378 amino acids)
Biological process (GO): adenylate cyclase-modulating G protein-coupled receptor signaling pathway
Cellular component (GO): heterotrimeric G-protein complex
Molecular function (GO): GTPase activity; G-protein beta/gamma-subunit complex binding; G protein-coupled receptor binding
Source: RefSeq, a predicted model, not a curated record